UAUUUUCUGAGGAAGGCAGACUUGAUCAGGGGAGUACAGGAUAGUCUAGAGGUGUGCUUCAUCGGCCGAAGCAAUGUGGGGAAAUCAUCUUUAAUCCGGGCCUUGUUUUCACUGGCUCCAGAAGUGGAAGUUAGAGUGUCAAAAACUCCUGGCCACACCAAGAAGAUGAAUUUCUUCAGAGUAGGGAAGUACUUUACUCUGGUGGAUAUGCCAGGAUACGGCUAUCGCGCCCCGCAGGACUUUGCUGAGAUGGUGGAGGCCUAUCUGCAGGAACGGCACAACUUGAAGAGGACUUUCCUAUUAGUUGAUGGUGUAGUUGGACUCCAGAAAACAGAUCACAUUGCAGUAGAGAUGCUGGAAGAGUUUGGGACUCCUUAUGUGAUGGUGUUAACAAAAAUUGACCGAGCUUCCAGAGGAGUAUUGUUAAAGAAUGUACUGGAGAUCCAGGAGUUUGUAAAGGAGAGCACUCAGGGAUGCUUUCCUCAGCUGUUCCUGGUCAGUUCUGUGGAGUUCUCAGGGGUUCACUUGCUCAGGUGUUUUGUAGCCCAUGUUACUGGAAACCUGCCCACUGUAGAGGCCAGCUGAAAAGACCUGGUGAUCUGCUUGGCUCAUCAGGAAGAAAAGUAGGUGCAGCAGGAUAGUACACCUUGCUUGCAGACAUUGAGCUGCCCCUGUUCCACAAGGAUGAAGGAAAGAACACAUCUUUAAUAGGAACUGCUUUUCCAUGAGUGUUGGCUUGAAACAGAGUGGAAUAAAAGACUGACAUCUAGAGGAGCCCUGUCUUGCACACUGUCAGUUCUGCAUCCACCUUCUGUUUUGAGAUCCAGCAUGAAUUUCUGCAGCUCCAGUUGGAUGAAUUGCCAGAUCUGAGGCACACCAUCCAUGAUCUGUGUUGGCUCCGUCCUGGCAGCUGAAGAACAACGCUGAUGUGUUGUACUCUUUAGGGGAACUGUGUCCCACAGCAGCUGUGUCUGUCUAGAAGCACCUAGAAACUGAAACUAUCCAGGUACAAGGCAGAACUGGACAAAAGAACAGCCAUCAAUAGCAGCACUCAUGCAGGGGAACUUAGUCUGAAGCUAUGAAGUGCUUGUGUCAAACCCUGGCACUCAAUUUUUGUCAUGUCUUAAUGUGGCCAAAUGUGGUUGUGCAGUUGUCAAACUUACUUGCAUUAGGUGUUUAAACCUCAAGAAAGGAAAGUUCUUUUCUAAACCACUCCGACAGUGCAAAAGGACUAGAAAUACCACCUUCUCUCACUAUGCAAUUUCUUGUAACACAUUAGACAUGAGACAAGAUCUGUUUUCAGCAUACAUGGAAGAAGAGGAGAAUGUGAGAACUGCAGUAAAUGUGGCUUUCUAGCUUCUGCAUCUUAGUGAUCAAAUUUGUAAUUCUGUUAAUAUUUUAUAUCUAAUCCCAAAAUGCUGCAGAGCAAACGAGCCCAAGGGAUGCAUGAUCCUAGAAAUGCAGUAGUAGCUAUACAGAUGUAACAGGUGAAAGUGAACACUUUAUGAAGGGUCUUUUCAUAGUAUCUUAAAACCAGGAUCUUCUAAAAGCAUCAGUCUCAUCAAGGCUACAGGUUUCAGGGCCUCAGCCUUGACUGAAGAGCCUCUGAAAAUAACCCUGAAUAUGUAAAAAUGUGCAGUUCUGCUUUUAGUCCCACGUCAGAUGAAAACCCCUUACAUUACAUUACUACCCCUUACAGUGCUGGGAAGUCUUUUAUUAACCACUUAAAUACAUUAAAUACAUCCAGUUAAUCCAUUUGUAUAAACAAACUGGAUGUGUGUGCAUGGAACAUUAGGAACCAUCUUCUCCAGAAGAGAGGGUACUCAUCUAUUUAGGUACCAUCUUCUCCAGCUUUACCUCUGGACACAUCUUGGUUCUGUUCAGAAGUGUUUCAAAUACUGGAAUAACUAUUGCAUUUUGCUCAGCCAUUUGCAGGAGAGAACACUGUAGUUUGAGUGUGACAGUGCCCCUAUGAACUAAAUAAAAUCAAGUCCUCUCCGUAAACAGUAAAA
This is a messenger RNA of Cyanistes caeruleus (blue tit), 2012 nucleotides long. NCBI's taxonomy places the organism in Eukaryota, Metazoa, Chordata, Aves, Passeriformes, Paridae. The record is from RefSeq and is a predicted model, not a curated record.